GUCAGAUUGGGGCGGUUUAAUUUUUAUUGUCCAACAGGGAGUCGGAACACAACUAAAAUGGUUACGAUUGCGCUUUUUUGUCCAUUCAAUAAAUUAUUAUUUUAUCAAUCUAGGGUGAGCCUCUAAUUUCAAAACUAUUUUCCAAUUGCUCCCAGUGGAUUUAUUAAUUUUCCUUUUGGUAUUCAAAAGCAAAUCAUAAUUCCAGCCACUUCAGUGCAGUUUUAAGUUCGACCCGGGCAACAUCGUACAAUGUCGAGUCAAAUAAUAUUUCUAUUUUUGCUUAUUUUCAUUCAACAUUCUAGAAUUCACUGUUCCAAGCAAUUGGAAAACAUUAGAAAGGACUACUGCGAAAUUUAUUUUCGUGAACUUGGCGAAAACAGAUCGUGCUCAAUAACUGAUAAUAUUGUAACCACUGAAGAUUAUCAAAUGAGUUUAGCUAUUUCUACUCUACAAAUAAAUUGGAAAAACCCAGUGUUUCACCGUUGGAAUAUUUACAAAAUAUCUAAUGAAACUGAUUACGAACUUGUUAAAAUUAUUGUGCGUGGAAUUCGAAGUGAAGUCGAUAUGAGAAUAAGUCCUGGUGUACAUUAUCUUGGCCUACUUGGCAUUCGGCAAAUUGGUGACUACAAUAUUUACCUUCCAUCCUUGGUGAUAACUGAGACGGAUGUACAUUACGCAAAUGGACCGCAAAAUGUAACUUUUAAAUAUGUAUAUGACAGUCCACUUAAUUCCAUGGUUAUAAACAAUUACAUUCGGAAGGCCAUGAACAACACCAAGCAAAUCGAAAUUAAUAAUACAAAUACUUUAGAAAUACCGACACUAACAAUGGAAGAAAAUGUUUUUCAUGGCAAAAAUAACAUGAGCGGCGUCACAUUUACUGGAUUAAAUGUAGAAGGUUUGACGGCUAAAACAUUUGAAAAUUUAACAAGCUUGAGUCGGCUUAUUUUCGAUAAUGUUGUUUUAAAAGAUUUUUCGUUUUUGAGAUCUUCUACACUUCAGGAAUCAUUAACAUAUUGCUUUAUGAAUGUAGCGAAUGUGGUGGACUUGAAAAACUUUGACAAAUUCACGAAUCUUGAAACCAUAGAAGUUAACCGAUAUAAAUCCUUUGAAAAUCUUACUGCUUUCAUAUGUGAACCAAACAAAAGGGACUGUAAAUUUACUUUGGGAAUUAAUAAGGUUGCAUGCCCCUUUCAAUGCAAUUGCACAUAUGAUCGAGAAGAGUCACGUUUGGAAAUUGAUUGUUUGCAGAAAAAUCUCACAAAUAUUCCAUUGCUACCGGUUCCGAAAAAAGAUCAUUCACUUCUGGUCUUUCAUGGCAACCUGUUGACUGAACUGCCCUACAACUCAUUAGAAGGCUAUAAAAACAUAAAAUCCUUGGACGUGUCACACAACCAACUAACAAGUCUAAGCGUGAGCCAACUGCCUGAAAGUCUUUCCUAUCUGGACAUCAGACAUAAUAAUAUUACUACCCUAAGUCCAGAGGUUGUUGAGUAUCUACACAGUGUUAAUACUUUUAAUCAGUUUGGCAACCAAUGGAUUAUCUACUGCGAUGAACACUACUUACAAGAUUUCUUUAGGAAUAAAUCAAAAUUGUUACGGAUAAAUAAAUACCAAUUUAAAUUCAUAAUGAAUUACAUGGACGCAAAAUUUUAUCCAUCCUUGAGAGAGUUUUUUGUUCAAUAUACAGAUGCAUAUAUAUAUAAUUAUCUACAAGCAAAUGAAGAUGAAAUGAUAAGGGCCUAUGACAGUUCGUAUAAAUACUUAAAGACAAUGGAAAUAUUAAAUCUCUUCAUUAGGAUGUUUUCGGGGGAGUUCGAUGAAAUUAUUCUCCACCAUCUCAACGCGCCCUGUCCUUACAGAUGCUCAUGUUGUGUCGAACGGCAAACGGGUGAAUUAAUUAUAAAUUGUCGGAAUUUAACUCUUCAGUUUUAUCCAAGGCUACCGUACUCGAUUCCGUACAACACGACGUUAUAUCUUGAUGCAAAUGAAAUAAAUUAUCCCAGUUCUGCAAAUUAUACAGAAAUACAGAAAUUGCACAUGUCCCAAAACCUGUUAACAGAAAUGUCACUUACUCUGCUGUCAAAUAACCUAACUUACCUAGACGUACGCAAUAAUCGUUUAAAUUAUCUGGAUGAUGAUGUGGUAGCCUUCCUUGAAAAUCGGGAGAACAUCACUAAGAUAGAACUUUCUGGGAACCCAUGGGAAUGCAAUUGCACGAAGAAGACCUUCCUAUCUUAUCUCAGGAAGCACGAGCCGAUGGAAUACGAAACAGCCCUGCGCCGCGUUAACAUAACUCAGGAUAAGUGUCCUGCAGACUGCAUUUGCUGCGUCUACACCUCCAAUUCGGAGUCGCUUACACUGAUGAUCGACUGCAGUGGAAAGGACCUUCACGAAAUACCACCAUUACCCACACCAACACAUGGACAAACAACUCUCAUCUUUGAAAGAAAUAAUCUCGAGAAAUGGCCAUCCAGCUUGCUACCAGGAUACUCAAGUGUGACACGACUUUAUUUGGCCAACAACAGACUUUCCGAUAUUGAUCACCUACCAGAGAAACUUAUACACCUGGACAUCAGUAACAAUAAUUUCGCGACUCUAAACGGUCGAGCACAGGGAUUCCUGCAGAAAAGAAUGAAUUCAUCCCAGAUGAAACUAUCACUUUUGGGGAAUCCGUGGACUUGCAGUUGCAAAGAGAAGGACUUUCUGGUAUUCGUAAAGGCGCAAGCGAGAAAUAUUGCAAACCCUUCUGCUGUUCAAUGCAGUGGUACUGGACGAUCGUUGAUUGAGAUCGAACAGACUGAUAUAUGCCCCUCGGUUCAUAUCUACUUCACCUCCCUCGCCGUCUCUCUGCUGAUCCUUGCUUUGUCCCUUAACGUCUUUGUCUGCUUCAGGCGACCCAUAAUGAUCUGGUUCUACGAGCACGAAAUAUGCCUCAGUUUGGCCGCCCGCCGGGAACUCGACGAGGAGAAGAAAUUCGAUGCCUUCCUAUCAUUCACCCACAAGGACGAGGAGCUUGUCGAGGAGUUCGUGGACCGCCUGGAGAACGGCAAGCACAAGUUUAGGCUAUGUUUCUACCUGCGAGAUUGGUUGGUGGGCGAGUGCAUUCCCGAUUGCAUUAACCGAUCUGUGCAGGGGUCAAGGCGCAUUAUCAUCCUGAUGACGAAGAACUUCCUCCAGUCCACCUGGGGUCGCCUCGAGUUCAGACUGGCGCUACAUGCAACCUCGAAGGAUCGGUGCAAGCGCCUGAUCGUAGUAGUUUAUCCUGAUGUAGAAAACUUCGAUGAUCUAGACAGCGAGUUGAAAGCGUACAUGGUGUUGAACACCUAUCUGGAGAGAAAUCAUCCAAACUUCUGGAACAAGCUGAUGUAUUCAAUGCCACAUGCCAGGCAUUCGAAGAGAAGACGUUCUGAUGCAGAAACCGAGGUAUAAGAACAAAAUACACAUCAUAUGUUAUGAAAAAUAUAUUAUACUUUUUUCCCGUUAAUCUAUCAAAUCUGAACAAUAUAGUAUCAGAUCCAUGCUCUGUCAGUGCAAA
Messenger RNA from Drosophila teissieri, 3535 nucleotides. Its product is annotated as toll-like receptor 13. Lineage: Eukaryota; Metazoa; Arthropoda; Insecta; Diptera; Drosophilidae. The transcript has 2 exons. The record is from RefSeq and is a predicted model, not a curated record. Gene Ontology annotation, biological process: toll-like receptor signaling pathway; innate immune response. Gene Ontology annotation, cellular component: membrane. Bases 250 to 3429 code for a protein of 1059 amino acids. Gene Ontology annotation, molecular function: protein binding; transmembrane signaling receptor activity.